AUGCCGCCUCUCGCGCCACGAUCCGCCGUCGCCUCGCUCAAGAAGGCCAUGUACAUUGGGGCGCACGUGUCGGCCGCGGGCGGCGUGCAGAACUCGAUCCACAACGCCGUGCACAUCGGCGCCAACGCCUUCGCCCUGUUCCUCAAGUCCCAGCGCAAGUGGGAGAACCCGCCCCUGGCGCCGGAAGCCGUCAGCAUGUUCCACGCCUGCCGCAAGCAGCACGACUGGGCCAGCGUCGACAAGCACUGCGUGCCGCACGGCUCGUACCUCGUGAACCUGGCGGCCAAGGAGCAGGCCAAGGCCGACCAGGCAUACGGCGCUUUCCUCGACGACCUGCGGCGGUGCGAGACCCUCGGCAUCGGGCUCUACAACUUCCACCCGGGCAACACCAACGGCGAGCCGCGGGGCGAGGCCAUCGCGCGCAUCGCGGCCCAGCUCAACAGGGCCCACGGGGCCACGCGGGGCGUCGUGACGCUGCUCGAGAACAUGGCGGGCCAGGGCAACGUGGUGGGGACGACAUUUGAGGACCUGCGGGACAUCAUCGCGCUGGUGGACGACAAGGACCGCGUCGGGGUGUGCAUCGACACGUGCCACGCGUUCGCGGCGGGCUACGAUGUGCGGAGCCCGUCGGCGUUCCGCGAGACGCUCGAAAAGUUCGACGAGCUCGUCGGCCCGGGGUACCUCCGGGCCUUCCACGUCAACGACAGCAAGGCCCCCCUCGGCUCGCACCGCGACCUGCACGCCAACAUCGGCACCGGGUUCCUGGGCUUGCGGGCCUUCCACAACCUCAUGAACCAGGACCGCUUCGCCGGGCUGCCCAUGGUGCUCGAGACGCCCAUCGACACCAAGGGGCCCGACGGCAAGACGGUCGAGGACAGGCAGGUCUGGGCGGACGAGAUCAAGCUGUUGGAGAGCCUGAUAGGCAUGGACGCCGAGAGCGACGAGUUCCGGGCGCUGGACCAGAAGUUGCAGAAGCAGGGCGAGGGCGAGAGGAGCAAGAUUCAAGACCAGAUCGAUCGGAAGGCCGGGAAGGAUGCAAAGAAAGGAACUAGAGCCAAGAAAGGCAGUAAGAAGAAGAAGGCCGAGUCGGACGAGGAAGGGAGCGAAUCGGAUUAA
Molecule: messenger RNA, 1116 nt
Organism: Truncatella angustata
Lineage: Eukaryota; Fungi; Ascomycota; Sordariomycetes; Amphisphaeriales; Sporocadaceae
Product: DNA-lyase
Exons: 1
Coding region: 1-1116 (371 amino acids)
Biological process (GO): base-excision repair
Cellular component (GO): nucleus; mitochondrion
Molecular function (GO): DNA-(apurinic or apyrimidinic site) endonuclease activity; DNA binding; zinc ion binding
Source: RefSeq, a predicted model, not a curated record